Molecule: messenger RNA, 4569 nt
Organism: Dermatophagoides pteronyssinus (European house dust mite)
Lineage: Eukaryota; Metazoa; Arthropoda; Arachnida; Sarcoptiformes; Pyroglyphidae
Product: ATP-binding cassette sub-family C member 3-like
Biological process (GO): transmembrane transport
Cellular component (GO): membrane
Molecular function (GO): ATP binding; ATP hydrolysis activity; ABC-type transporter activity
Source: RefSeq, a predicted model, not a curated record
UCAUCAUCGCUUUCGAUUACAAUAUUUUUCAUUUCAAAAAUGUUUGCUGCAAGUAUUUUAUAUAUAACAAGUUUAGCGCGUAUAAUAUAUUGGUAUCUUUAUGCUGAUCGAAAUCAAUUAGAAUUGAUGGAUCAAUGGUCAACGAUUUUAGCUGAUUCUAUUCAUGCUUUAGCAUGGUUAAUAAUAAUAUUAUUUUCAAUUUAUAAUCAUCGUAAUCGUAUUGUUUCUUCUGGUUCAUUAUUCAUUUAUUUUCUAUUAGAAUCAUUGGUGAAUAUUUAUCUAGCGAUAAAUAUUCUUAUGGAUUUAUUCAAUGAUAAUAAUAAUCAAGAAUUAUGGAUGAUUAAUUAUGAUUCUUCAAUGAUUAUAAUGAAAUUAAUUUAUAUAGCAUCGAUAUUAUAUAUAUUUUAUUUAGAAUGUUAUUCAAAUCAGGAUUCAAUGAAAAGAAAAUUUGGAACAAAAUCAUUAAAAUCCAAACUAAUAAAUCCCGAAUGUUCGGCAUCAUUUUUUUCACGUAUAACAUUUUCAUGGUUUACAAAACUUGUUAAAAGACAAUGGCGACAAAAAUCAUUACAACAAGAAAAUAUGUGGUUAUUAAGUUUAGAAAAUACAAGUAAUUUAUUAAUGCAAUCAUUUCGUCAAUCAUAUAAUGGUUAUCGUGAAAAAAAUAAACAAUUUAAUAUGAUGUCAAUAUUGAUUCGUUUAUAUUUACCCGAAUUACUUUGGAUUGCUCUAUUGAAAUUAAUAGCCUGUGUAUUUUUAUUCAUUAAUCCAAUAAUGUUGAAUCGUAUAAUAACAUUUUUAAAACCAACAAAUACAGAACCAUAUUGGCGUGGUUUUGUUUAUGCAUUCAUAAUGUUUAUAUCACCAAUGUUUGAAUCAUUAUUUACAAAUCAACAUGAAUAUCAAAUUAAUAUGAUUACAAUGCGUAUGAAAACCUGUAUAACGGCAAUUGUUUAUCAAAAAAGUUUACGUUUAUCACCAACAGCCAAGCAAAAAUUUUCAACCGGUGAAAUUGUUAAUCUAAUUUCAGUUGAUACAUUAAGAAUUGUUGAUUUAAUUAAUAAUAUUAAUACAUUAUGGUGGGCACCAUUACAAAUUUGUAUUGGUUUAUAUUUAGUUUGGUUACAAUUAAGUUAUGCAUCAUUAGCCGGGUUUAGUUAUAUGUUAUUAAUUGUACCGGUUAAUAUUAUGUUAACAAAUUUAAUACGUUCAUAUCAGCUACGUUUAAUGACACGUAAAGAUUCCCGUUCAAAAUUAAUGAAUGAAAUAUUGAAUGGUAUUAAAGUAAUUAAAUUGAAUGCAUGGGAAAGACAUUUUGAAACAAAAAUCAAUCAUUUACGUUCAUUAGAAAUGAAACAAUUAAAAUAUAUCGCUUAUUGUAAUACAUUUAUGACAACAUUUUUUAGUUCUGGUUCAAUAUUUGUUGCAUUAUUUAGUUUUAUGGCUUAUACAUUGAUGUCCGAUGAUAAUGUUUUGGAUGCUAAUCGUGCAUUUGUUUCAUUAUCAUUAUUCAAUAUUAUUCGUGUACCAUUAACAUUUUUACCAUUAUUUUUUUCAUUUGCCGCAAUUGCAUUAGUAUCAUUAAAACGUUUAAAUGAAUUUAUUAAUGCACCUGAAUUAAGUGAUUAUAGUGAAACAAUAAUACAUUCAAAUAAACAAUCAUUUGAAUCAAAAAACAACGAAAACGAUGAUGAUGACAAUGACAAACAACAACAACAAAUAGCAAUACGUAUAAGUAAUGGAAAUUUUAAUUGGAUUGAAAAUGAUCCAAUACCAACAAUACACGAUAUUAAUCUUACGAUUAGAAAACAUCAAUUAAUCGGUAUUGUUGGUGGUGUUGGCAGUGGUAAAUCAUCAUUAUUAUCAGCUUGUCUUGGUGAAAUGGAAAAAUUAAAUGAUGGCCGAGUGGAAAUUGAUGGUCGUAUUGCAUAUGUACCGCAAGAAGCAUGGAUAUUAAAUGCAACAAUACGUGAUAAUAUUUUAUUGAAUAAAAAAUAUGAUGAAAAAAAAUAUAAAAAAGUUUUAGAUACAUGUGCACUGCAAUUGGAUAUGGCAAUGUUUGCUGCAGGUGAUUUAACUGAAGUUGGUGAAAAAGGUAUUAAUCUUUCCGGUGGUCAAAAACAAAGAAUAUCAUUAGCAAGAGCUGUUUAUUCAAAUUCUGAUAUCUAUUUAUUGGAUAAUCCUUUAAGUGCAUUAGAUGCACACGUAAGUCAGCAUAUAUUUGAAAAUGUUAUCGGACCAAAUGGUUGCCUUCGUAAUAAAACAAGAAUUUUAGUUACAACAAAAUUAUCAUUAUUACCAAAAAUGAAUGAAAUUAUUUAUAUAUCACGCGGUGAAAUAAAAGAUCAAGGACGAUUUGAACAAUUAAUUGAAAAUGAUGGUCCAUUUUCAAAAUAUGUUGCUGAAUAUUUUCUUGAUCAACAAAAUGGUAUUGUUACGGAUUUAGAUCAACCAGAUUCGGAAUUUAUUAAUCAAAUUGAACCAAAAAUUAAACAAGCAAUUGAACAUGUACAAUUAUCACGUAGUAUAUCGUAUAAUCGUAAUAUAUCUAUGAAUGAACAACAACAACGUUUACAACAUAGUACAUUUACAAAUCAAUCAAAUAUUGAUUAUAAUCAAUCACAACGAUUACAACAACAAACAGAAUCAACAAUGUUUGAAUCGGGUGAAAUAAAUUUUAUUGAAACUAGUACUAGACAAAUUAAUGAUGGUAGAUUAAUACAAACAGAAGAAAUGGCUGAAGGUUCAGUGAAAUUAAUUAAUCAUAAAAUAUUUUUAAAAACAAUUGGAUGGUAUAUUUGUUUAUCGGUAAUGUUAACAUUAUUAUUAUCAAAUUUAUUUCAAAUAAUGAGUAGUUUAUGGUUAACUGAUUGGUCAAAUGAUUCAUUAAGACCAUCAAAUGAAUUAACUAAUAAUUUACGUUGGGAACGUAUUAUUGUAUUCGCCGUGCUUGGUAUAAUUGAAGUAUUUUUUACAUUUCUUGGUACAUUACAAACAAGUUUAGGUUGUGUACGUGCAUCACGUAUAUUACAUAAUAAAAUGAUAACACAUAUUAUUCGGGCACCAAUGUCAUUUUUCGAUACAACACCAUUAGGUCGUAUAUUGAAUCGUUUUACAAAAGAUAUUGAUGUUGUUGAUUUACGGAUAUCAUCAAACAUACGUUUAUUUAUAAUGCAAAUUUAUCGUACAAUUGUUGCAUUUGGUUUGAUUGGUUUGGAAGCACCAAUUAUUCUAGCAUUUUUCCUUCCAUUAACAAUUGGUUAUUAUAUUUUACAAAAAUUAUUUAUACAAACAUCAAGACAAUUAAAACGUAUUGAAGCUGUUAGUCGAUCACCAUUAAAUAAUCAUCUUAGUGAAACAGUAAAUGGUAUAACAAGUAUACGUGCAUAUGGAUUAACAAAAAAAUUUCAACGUAUCAUGUUAAAACGUAUUGAUGAUAAUAAUCAAAGUUAUUGGUUAGGUUUUACGGCUGCAAGAUGGUUAGCAAUACGACUGGAAUUCAUAAGCUAUUCGAUUGUAUUUUUAGCAACAUUAUUUGCAAUAUUAUCACGUGGUACAUUAAGUCCUGGUGUUGCUGGUUUAGCUAUUAGUUAUUCAUUGAAUAUAACAGCUAUACUUAAUCUUUUGAUACGUGGUUAUUCUGAAAUUGAAACAAAUUUUGUUUCAGUUGAACGUAUUGUUGAAUAUAUUUCAACACCAGAAGAGAAACAAUUAAUUAGCAAUGAAUUGGAACGUUUACCGUUUGAUUGGCCGGAAAAAGGUGAAAUAUCAUUCGAAAAUUAUAGUACACAAUAUCGAUCUGGUUUAAAACUUUGUCUGAAACGUAUAAAUCUUCUAAUACCUGGUGGUAGUAAAGUUGCUAUUGUUGGUCGUACUGGUUCAGGUAAAUCAUCAUUUGCAUUAGCAUUAUUUCGUGUACUAGAACCAAUCGAAGGUACAAUUUAUAUUGAUAAUAUUGAUAUACGUAAAGUAACAUUGGAAACAUUAAGAAAAUCAUUGACCAUCGUUCCGCAAGAUCCAAUAAUAUUUACAGCAACAUUACGUGAAAAUGUUGAUACAUUAUCCAGAUUUAAUGAUGAACAAUGUAUACAGGCAUUAAAAGAUGCAAAAAUGAAUGAAUUUUUAGAAAAUAUUAAUUAUAAUCUUGAUUAUAUGCUGACAAGUAAUGAUAAUCUAAGUGUUGGACAACGACAAUUAAUUUGUUUAGCCAGAGCAUUACUUAAACGUAGUUCAAUUAUUGUAUUUGAUGAAGCAACUGCUUCUGUUGAUCAUGAAACCGAUGGCCAUAUACAUGAUACAAUAUUUUCCGAAACAUUUCAAACAAAAACGGUAUUUAUGAUUGCACAUCGUUUAGAUUAUAUUAUGAAUUAUGAUUAUAUAUUGGUUAUGGAUAAUGGUGAAAUGAUUGAAUUUGAUAAUCCAAAUCGUUUAAUCAAAAAUAUUGAUGGACAAUUUUAUUCGUUAGCAAAAGAAGCGAAAAUUAUUUAAAAUUUUUGAAUUUUAAUAUCAAUUUUUCGUAGUUAAAAUAAAUUUUCAAAUAAAAAACGUACUUUAUGACGGGUUUUCUUC